Molecule: messenger RNA, 413 nt
Organism: Symbiodinium pilosum
Lineage: Eukaryota; Dinophyceae; Suessiales; Symbiodiniaceae
Source: the annotation of a GenBank genome assembly
GCCAACUCUGCGACAUCACGCUGAUCAAGUUCCCUGAGCGCGCUGUUGGGGUCGCCCAGGCGCUUUACGAGGCCACAAGCAAGGGCGAUUGGGCGUGCCUCGAGUUGAAAGCAACGAAUGACACCGAUGCCACGGAUGCCCAAGGAUGCAAGGCACAGACGUUAGGGCGGCUCUUUGAUGCCCUUGGCGGUUCCUCCAACAGCGUCCCCAUAUCUGCCCACGCCAUCUCAACACCAGGCAUCCUUUCACAGGGUGCCCAGCUUGCUGAUGGAAAUGGUCUGGCUGCCGUGUCUUGCAACCUGCCGACGCAGUUUGUACCGCUGUCAACGGCUGGACAAGAUUUAGCCAUGGAUCCCAUUCCAAUGCGCGCUGCGGUUCGAAAGACUUUCGCCGGCUCACGCGCAGAGAGUGGC